This is a messenger RNA of Fundulus heteroclitus (mummichog), 1697 nucleotides long. Its product is annotated as leucine-rich repeat-containing protein 27. The transcript has 10 exons. NCBI's taxonomy places the organism in Eukaryota, Metazoa, Chordata, Actinopteri, Cyprinodontiformes, Fundulidae. The coding region runs from base 314 to 1591 and encodes 425 amino acids. Gene Ontology annotation, molecular function: protein binding. The record is from RefSeq and is a predicted model, not a curated record.
GGCCUUCCGUAGUUUCGUGGACGCGGUUGUUGUCAAUUUCGUUGCCACGGUUACACUUUGACUCGGGAAAUGCAGCCGAAAGUUACCUUACUUUUUUGAAUAUAUAUACAUACAUAUAUGCCAUAGCAUGAACUGUUUAUUAAGACUUGAAUUGGUUUGUAUUCUCUUUGGAGUAGAGUGGCUAAAAUAAGCUACAUAACAUUUCUUCAGGCGUUAGUUUUGUAGUUUUAGCUAACGGCGGUCGUGGUGAAGUGAAAACUCAGGGAUAAAAAACGUAACAACAGGAAAGACGUUUGAAAUGAGCGCUUCUUGAAUGACUUCCUCUGACAUGGCCGGGGAAACACAACCGGGCUUUGUCUUCGGGAACGGCGAGGCGAACCUCCCGAGGAAACACGUCCCGCCCGACGGCACCGAGCCGCCGCAGGACGAGCCCACUCCCACGGAGAUGGUCAACCUGAGGAGAUGCGACCUCACCUGUGUUCCUGACCGGGUCCUGGGGAGCAGCGACCUCACGUAUUUGUGUCUGGAAGGGAAUCAGAUCCCCAGCGUCCCUGCGUUCUUGUUCUGCAGCCUGCCGCGGCUGCAGUGGCUGGACCUCAGGAAGAACCUCAUUACCUGCCUUCCACCUGAGAUUGGCUCACACAGGUCCCUGAGGAACCUGCUGCUGGAAGCCAACCCCAUCUCCGAGCUUCCAGCCGAGCUGGGCAACGUGAUUACAUUGAGAGGCCUGAGCCUGCGGGGCUGCCCCAUUCGCUUUCCUCCCAAAGAGGUCCUGCACCAGGGCUGCCGCUCCGUCCUGCAGUACCUGAGGAGCGUUCUGGCCCGGAGAGAAGUCACGGAGAGGAAGAGCCUUCCAGUGCGCUGUCACCAGAAAGGUUUGACCCUUGUGUCUUUGCCAGCCGAGGAGCAGCUCCGGCUGUCGGAGCUGACGGAGUCCAGCGUGGAGGAGCAGGAGGAGUCAGCCGACGAGGACGGGCUGCAGAGGUUCAGGGAGCUGAAGGACGAGCUGAUCUCGCUGGAGAAAGCGGAGGUGGCCGCCAUGGCGCAGAGCCGCCGGAAGUCUCAGCUUCUGCCCGCGGCCAAAAGGAAAGGUUCGACGACAAAGGCCGGCAUAAUGCCUGAGCUUCGCCUGCUUGGCUCUCAGUACUGCGGGAGGUCGGGAGAGAGAGGGGAACCGGCCCGGAGAGAGCUGAGAGAGAAACAGGCUCUGCUGGAGAAGGAGAAAAAAGGGGCUCUUCAAAAGCACCGCAAACAAGCCAAAACCAGAGGAAGACAAAGGAAAGCGCAGGAAGCCGUUUCAGAAAGUCCUGCAGAGGGCAGCACGGGACCUUCACCGGAGCGGAAGAGGGAAGAGGACAGAUCAGCUCGGGAGCUGGAGCGCCACAUCCGUGCUCAUGUCAAGAGGAUGCAGGAACGACGAGGAAAUCCCGGGGGCACUAUGGCCCCGCAGACGGCAGUGACAGAGGAGGAUGUGGAAGAGAUCAGGAAGUUACAAGCGCGACUCCUUGAGAGGAAAAAUCUGGGAAGGCAUUCGGAAAACGCUUUCACCAUCUACACUGCGGACACAUGGCCGAGUUUCCUGUUUAAGUGACCGGGACGCCUGACGCCAUGUUUGAGUGCUAGGAAUUAAAACACACACACACACACAAAAUGACUUAAAACAGACGACUCCAUCGCCAAUGGCCAUAAUGUUUCCA